AUGAGAGGAUCAGUUGAAUGCUUAUCGCUUGAUCAGAAAAAAAUCAAGUUGAUCUUCGAUUGCAGUGGUGAAGAGCUACGAGAAACGCGACCGUUGAGCUUUUUGGCUACUGAUGAGGAUGGUCGUAUUUACUCGAAUCUAUCGUGUCAAACCGAUCCUGAUCCGUUGAAUGAAGAUGUGAAAAUUGUUGGUCUCGAUUUGUGGCAAGGAGAAGGAUUGGCGGCAGUGGAACAAAUUGAUAACGUUCGUUAUGCUAUUAUUACUUGCGUAAUCUAA
Molecule: messenger RNA, 276 nt
Organism: Anisakis simplex (herring worm)
Lineage: Eukaryota; Metazoa; Nematoda; Chromadorea; Rhabditida; Anisakidae
Source: the annotation of a GenBank genome assembly